AUGGCAGCCGACUUGCAGCGAACUGUGCUUGAUUUCUACCAGGUCUCGACUUUCAACCCCGUCGAGUGGCCGGCCGAGAAGAAUAUCGAUAGUGAUGUCUCCGAAGAUGACACCACUAAGAAAAAGAUCAACAGGAGGAAGUCACGGUACCAGGCGCUGGAGCGUGUCGUUAGCAAUAGGGGCAGCGUCAUCCCUGGGUCCGAAAACUCGGGCAAAGGCGUAGGAAACUUGGUGCAAAAGGACGAACCGGACCCUCUGGGCACCACAGACAGCGUGGUACAGACAUUGAGGCUUAGGGGGGUUCCGUUGCAGGAUGACACGAGGCUCCGCAACCGGUUUCUUCUAUCAUCAACCACGUUCUCGCCGGCGCACUUCUUGUCUCAGAUGCAUGCGACUGCUGAUACACAGUCUCUCCUCGGUGGGCUCGAGGUGCUGUCAAGGUCGAUUGACCAGAAGUCUGCGUCACUCAAGGUCCUUGUAGAAUCCAAUUUCGAACGCUUCGUCCGCGCCAAAGCUACCAUCGAUAAUGUGUACAAGGAGAUGAAAUACCGCGGUGCUGAUCCCACACCUCCACGCGCAAGGGCUCAUUCUCGUCAUGCUAGCAGGAAUAGCUUUCGAAGUGGGAGUGGCGCAAUCGGCUUGACGAGCCCCCUCUCGCCAGUCGCAGACCCUCGGAAAAAGAAUGCGCUCAUCAAGGAGAGCGAAUACGGCGUUAUGGGUGUGAAAGCCCCCUUGCUCGAUGUUUCUGCAAAGGCUGAGGAUGUGUGGGGGCCUGCGCUCGGCGGAAGAGACAAGGAGGAAAACCUCAAGACAGUGGCAUCCAGUCUCGAUGUGUACAAGGAGUACGUCGAGACAAGCGCGGCAAUAGCCGACAGUAUUAAAAGGAAGGACCACGAGAGCCUAGUUGAGGAGUACGUCAAGGCGAGGAAGUUUGCCGAGGAAGCAAAGCAGCUCGUCCAGCAAUUAGGGGCAACCCAGCCUAGCGAUGCUCAGCUAUAUCGGAUCGUCUUGGCAGCCCGCAUGUGGCACGAUGUCGAUGAGCAAAUACAGGCGCUGAAACGAGACAUAUGGCGGAAGCUCAUUUCUCCCAGCGUCAUAGCAAAGACCGAUUCCACGCAAGGACACCCCGAGGAUCAGCAUAUGGAGCUGAUCACGCUUCUUCUGGAGUUGGGUGUCGAGGACAACCCUGUUUGGGUGUGGCUGCUCAGCCGGUACGACUACCUCAAAAGUAAAAUCCAGUCCACAGCCGAAAGGUCAAAGGUGGAGAUUGAGAUACUGCGGCGUCGCCUUGCGAAUACCGAGAAGCCCAGCCCUCAAACAAUAGCCUCACACAUGAGAACACUCGGGCGCCAGUCUGUCGAGAGCAAAUCUCCUACAUUUGAUUCAGUCGACGUGGCGGAGCUCUGGGAAUUGAUGGUCACCUUCAUGAGCAACCUGCUGUCCCCGCAAGGUAUCCUUGGGGAGGUGGUUGAGUUUUGGCAGACCGUUCAAGGAUUCAUUGAAGGCAAGACGCAAAGAAGCCUGCCCGGCGGCUACAAUGGCGAAUCCAAGGCGCAUCAUCGUCUGUCGCAACAAGGGACUGUGGAUCUCCAAAAGGGCACCGUCGAGCUUGUCGGCAUGAUUCGCGAAAACGUCCUGAUGUUCUUCGCGGGGCCUCCGCCUGAGGAUAUUUCCCUCCUGUUCUCGCCCAUGCCGCAGUCCCCGGGGACGCCAGCUAUCGCAGCCAUAUCCGGAUCCCGAACACCAACUACUCUCCGUGAUCCUCGGUUCAAUCUCGACCCAAAAAAUAUUCCUCCGCCUUCUCCUAGGAGAGGGGAGGCCUGGGAGAAAUUUGCCUUCUGGCCGCCAUGGUCGAAUUCUAUCAGCGGUGUCCAUUAUCUCUCAAGAAUGCUGGCCCUCGUGGGGGCAGGGGCCUCAGACAUGGCCUCAAUCUCCCCGGUUGGACAGGGAGACGCUAAUGAGCUGGAGAAGUUGAGGACACUAGUCGGGGUAGCAAGAGAAAGAUGCGUUACUGCCCUCUGCGCGGCUUGGAAUAGAGAUGCCGAAAAUAUCAAGUUCGUGGAGGACUGGAACCGAUCCCCCGAUCACCGCGACGUCACAAAGAUGCCGGCCAGCUUUGCAGCAUUUGAGGGCGCCUUGUUGAGCGGGAUGCAAAGUAUUCUCUAUAUUUCGGGCGCCAUGUCCAAGCCUGGAGCGGGCGAUAUUGUUCUCCCGCCGCCAACGAAGCUCUUGCAAAUGGUUAGAAGCCAAUACGUCACGACGCUUUACAAGGCGCUGAGCGGCAUGGUGGAAAAUGCCGAACGACCUGUCAAGAAGACCGAUGAUGACUGGACGGUUGAUACAGAUGGGUAUGUGGUAUCGAAUCGGCCGACAGUCUCGCAUACUUCGACAAUUGGCGGGGGUACUAUCAAUGCGGGCGAUAGAAACGUCCGGAUGCUACUGACCCUCAGCAACCUGCAAUCUUUGCGCUCUGAUGCGGUGCCAGCCCUCAAUACGCAGUUCGAGAACGCCUUCUCUGUCAAACUGACCGACGAGACCAAGACUAUCCGCGACGUGCUUGGCCAGAUUGACGCGCGGUUGUUUCAAUCCUACACGCGCCCGUCGAUUGAAAAUCUGCGCAAGAUUAUCCGUGCUGGCGUCGGCAGCGCCGACUGGGUGCCCCCACGUGGCGAGAAGCCACGAGAGGUCCGCGCCUAUGUAUACGAAGCUCUACUCAGCCUGGUCCUCGUGCACACACAGGUAUCGACCACGGCGGCCACGCUCACGAGCCAAGUGCUCUCGUUUCUGCUCGAGCAGACGUCGCGCGAGCUGCUCGAGUCCUUCAAGACGCGUCCCAAGUACAACCUUGAAGCCCUCAUGCAGGCCACGCUCGACGUCGAGUUCGUCGCCCAGACCCUCAGCCACUAUACCACGGACCGCGCCUCAGAGCUUCAGAGUGCCAUCUACCAGGAACUCGACGGCCGCACCGACAACGACGCCCGCGCCCGCCUGCAAAGCGAGCUGCCCGAGAUGCGUGCUGUACUCAAGCGGCUGCGCGAGGCUAGCAAGAGCGAGUUUGCCUGUUUUAAGAAGCCCAAGCGUGCCGGAGGGCCGCCCAACGCCCCUGAGAGGCGCGACACGGGACUGAGUAUCGCGAGUGAUCGCUAG
Messenger RNA from Lasiosphaeria miniovina, 3147 nucleotides. Its product is annotated as exocyst complex component Sec5-domain-containing protein. The transcript is spliced from 3 exons. Gene Ontology annotation, biological process: exocytosis; Golgi to plasma membrane transport. The record is from RefSeq and is a predicted model, not a curated record. Gene Ontology annotation, cellular component: exocyst. NCBI's taxonomy places the organism in Eukaryota, Fungi, Ascomycota, Sordariomycetes, Sordariales, Lasiosphaeriaceae. Bases 1 to 3147 code for a protein of 1048 amino acids.